This is a messenger RNA of Lasiodiplodia theobromae, 1731 nucleotides long. Its product is annotated as MYND finger family protein. The transcript has 7 exons. The record is from RefSeq and is a predicted model, not a curated record. Bases 1 to 1731 code for a protein of 576 amino acids. NCBI's taxonomy places the organism in Eukaryota, Fungi, Ascomycota, Dothideomycetes, Botryosphaeriales, Botryosphaeriaceae.
AUGUGGCUACGAACUGCAAUGUCGCGUACAGAGCCAGCUCCACUGUGGCUGGAUAAGGUCUUCCCUGCCUCCUUCCCCUGUGCAAACGUCCACAUCACGACCGGACAAUGCGGUAAGGUCGGCGUCAAAACAUGUACGAACUGCUAUAUGGUCUUGUACUGUAGCAAAGAAUGCCAGAAACGUCACUGGGCUAAACACAAGGCCGACUGCAAGUCUAGUCUGAUGAAGACGACGUGGCGGCCGUCUUGGGAAGCGGAACAGCGGCAGCCACACUUUGUAACAAACAUUACCUCGGUCGCAGACUUGGCUACGACGCACGGCAAGCAGAAAUUCCUCUGGGGCAACGUGCCUGCCCUAGACGUGCUCAACCUCGAUGCCAACGAGGGAAUCCACUACAAAAAUGACAUCAACAUACUCUUCGCCGCCUCCGGUGACCUACGUAACGUUGUCAAGACCAUCACCAACAUCCCACCCGCCUACGCCCCGCCAUCCCUCACCGCCGUCCUCAACGACCGCGAUAUCGACAUCGUCGCCCGUAACGCCGUCCUGCUCCUGGCCGCCCUGUACAUCGAUAAUAACAUCGUCGCCGCCGCCGCAAUGCUGCACACAUGGUACUCGGCGCUCAUCCCGGCGGGCGUCCUGCAGCAGCUGCGCGCCACGGUGCUGCCGCUCAUCCAGGACGUAUGCGCCAAGAUUGCCGACAAGCCCGCGGACCGGGCGCUAUCCAAUACGUUCACCCGCGGCGGUUCGUGCAACUCGACGCUGCGGCUCGUGCUCGAAAAGCGCUGCUGGGUCGCGCUGCUGGGAUACCUAGAGCCACCUAAAUGGCGGGGCGCGACGAUGCGGUUCCGAAGGGAUGGCGUGGUAUUGCCGUUUGGGACUGCGAUGGGGCCGGUGUUUGAUACGCCGAAUCCGACCUUCUUCCAGGAGCGCGGCGUGUGGCCGAUGAUGGACAGCGCGGAUCCGCUCAACGGUUGGUCGAUGGACGACAUCUUGCAGAGCACACCGCUGGCUAAGAACGACCUGUACGGCGGCUUGUUCUUCCAUGUGAGGAAGCUGCUCGUGGACUUCUGCGCCAAGCUCAAGACGAUGAAGAUCAGCUUCGUGCUGCUACACAAGGAUGCUGCUGAGCUGCCCAAGAUGCUGGCAACUGACUUGCAGCUGACGCAGUUAUUCGACCGGAUCGAGAUAUCUAACAUCGCGGAUCGCUUCUAUCUGGGGCUGGCCGCGUCCCUGCGCACCUUCGCGCCGCUCCUCCGCCCGCCCAACGAGAACCCGGACGCGACGCUACUGACGCUCUUCAUGAACGCCAUUAGUGAAGUCGAGACGCAGCAAGAUUCUAUGGCUACCAUGUUUCGCAUGACGGACCGCGCAGUGAGAUCCUUUCUGCUCCAACGCCACUCCAACCACCAGAACACCGAAGCCGUGAGGUACGCGUCUGUGAUGACAGCUUUUAAGGACUUUGAUGGCCUGUUUGAGCGGUACAGACAUGUCUGCUCGUUCGAUGCCGUGGCCCGGGCUGCUCGGGUCGAGGAGAAGCCCGUACACACCAUCGCCGCGCCCUGGCCCUUGAGGUUGGGCGAGUAUGCGACCAAGGCUGAGUUUGACAAGUUGAUGGCAUCAGGUCAUCGUGGAAAUGAGAGAUACGUGGAGUGGCAGAGGCUGCCUGGGGCCUUAGGUGGAGGAGAAGAAGCUGAAGCUCUGCCCGGUAAUCAGUGCGUGGCUGGCUGA